This is a messenger RNA of Cryphonectria parasitica EP155, 2070 nucleotides long. RefSeq lists its product as uncharacterized. Gene Ontology annotation, biological process: transmembrane transport. Lineage: Eukaryota; Fungi; Ascomycota; Sordariomycetes; Diaporthales; Cryphonectriaceae. Gene Ontology annotation, cellular component: Golgi apparatus. The transcript is spliced from 4 exons. Bases 329 to 1504 code for a protein of 391 amino acids. The record is from RefSeq and is a predicted model, not a curated record. Gene Ontology annotation, molecular function: GDP-mannose transmembrane transporter activity; antiporter activity.
CGCGUCUCCCUCCCCAUCCUUGGUACCAACCCAACCCACUCCUUCGUCUCUUGUCGACAAUCACGACGAGCUCUGUGCGAUCUUCGGUAAUCGAACAAGCUUCCAAGAGUCUCCACCCAAUUUUUGGCCUCUCCGUCUCAAGUCCACCCGAAAAGCCAUCGACUGGCAUCUGCACUCGACGACCUCUUCAGUCCCUUUCGCCCUCUCUGGACAACCUCCAUCUCGACCACCAUCUCCACCAGACGUCGCUCGUUAUAUCACUGCGCUCGACCAGACAGAGAGAAGAGAAGAGAAGAGAAGAGAAGGAGACAGGAAAACCGCCGUCGCGAUGUCUACAGACAAGAAGAGCGAUGACUUCGUGGUCCGGAUCCCUGACCGGAGCGACAGCUUCCAGGAAGAGAAGGACCCCUUCCUCGCCAGGACGCCAUCGCACCGCAUCUCCCACACCCCGAGCUUCCAUGACAAGUUCGCAAAGAUCCAGAAUAGCCCCGGCACCUCCAUCCUUGCCUACUGCCUGUCGUCCAUUUCUAUGACCGUCGUCAACAAGUACUGCGUCUCGGGCAGGAACUGGAAUCUGAACCUGUUCUACCUUGCCGUGCAGUCUAUCGUAUGCAUCACUGCUAUCUUAAUCUGCAAGAAGGCUGGGCUCAUCACCAGCCUUGCGCCUUUUGACAAGGACAAGGCCAAGAAAUGGUAUCCGAUCUCCGUCCUCCUCGUCGGCAUGAUCUACACGAGCACCAAGUCCCUCCAGUUCCUCUCCGUCCCCGUCUACACCAUCUUCAAGAACCUGACCAUCAUCGUCAUCGCCUAUGGCGAGGUCCUCUGGUUCGGCGGCGAGGUCACCCCCAUGGCCCUCCUGUCCUUCGGGCUGAUGGUGGUCAGCUCCGUCGUUGCUGCUUGGGCCGACAUCCAGGCUGCCCUGGAGGGUGGCUACGAUGCGAGCGUCAACGUGUCGACCCUGAACGCUGGAUACGCCUGGAUGGGCAUGAACGUGUUCUGCACGGCCUCGUACGUCCUGACCAUGCGCAAAGUCAUCAAGAAGAUGAACUUCAAGGACUGGGACUCCAUGUUCUACAACAACCUGCUCACGAUCCCCACCCUCAUCGUGGCCUCCCUGAUCUUCGAGGACUGGAGCUCCACGAACCUCGCCCUGAACUUCCCCGAGGAGUCCCGCAACACCUUGAUCAUUGGCAUGAUCUACUCUGGCCUGGCUGCCAUCUUCAUUUCGUACUGCUCGGCCUGGUGCAUCCGCGUGACCUCGUCGACGACGUACUCUAUGGUCGGCGCGCUCAACAAGCUGCCUAUCGCCAUCUCCGGCCUCAUCUUCUUCGCCGCGCCCGUCACCGUCGGCAGCGUUUCGGCCAUCUUCUUGGGCUUCGUCAGCGGGAUCGUCUAUGCCUAUGCCAAGAUCCGGUCGUCGGCGCAGAGCAAGAUGUCUCUGCCCACGCAACAGCCCGUGAUGAGCGCGAGCGCGCAGAGCAGCAAGGACGCUGCGAAUGCAUAGGAGUAACGCUGUGUGGUGAAGAUGGGAGAGUUGAGACGUCUUGCGCCACCUGCGGGUGGAACAUUGCAGCUCUCUGUUAUGAAGGGACCUCUCUUGAGGUGCGUUGACCAGGCGUUGGAGCCAAAAAGUGGGGGACAUCUAGUGUGCAUUAGAUCUAGGUCUCGGUCCAAUUCUUUGUAUAUCCAUUUUUCUCAGGUCCCGCCUGUCCACCUCGAUCGGUCUCUUGGUAUAGAGCAGGUAGACGAACACACAGACACACACUCACAACAAGCGGCAUACAUGCAUGGUUUUUGAAUAGGUAACGAUUUGAGGCCAUGCAAACACGAAGGGAACACAUACGACAUCUUAUAUGGCGUUCAAAUGGGUUUGGACCAAGACAGGGUGGUAGAGGAAAGGGUUCAUGUGCUUUCCUGAUGCGAAGACGAAGUAGUCAUGAGACAAGGGAGGUCACCAGUUCUCUGGAGGGGGUGGGGAAAAUGAGUCCGAGUGCUAUGUUUUUAAUAUUUCCGCCAACCUGCCUAUGAAUCCUUCUAUACAUAUAUAUAUUUAAUCAACGAUCUUAUGAG